Messenger RNA from Cuscuta campestris, 3176 nucleotides. The record is from the annotation of a GenBank genome assembly. Lineage: Eukaryota; Viridiplantae; Streptophyta; Magnoliopsida; Solanales; Convolvulaceae.
CGCUGGUAGGUCGCCUACUCUCUGAUCGACCUAUUAAAUUUGAGAUUUUCAAGCAGGUCAUGACAUCAGUUUGAAGACCGGCUAUGGGUGUUGAGAUCACCAAAGGGGCUGACGAUCUUUUAUGGUUUCGUUUCUACCACAAGAAGGAUGCAGUCCGUAUUUUGGAGGAAGGGCCGUGGUCUUAUGACAAUGCUUCCCUCUUGUGCACCAUUCCAACGCCGGGUGAGAACAUUACCGUGCAAGGUCUCAACAAGCUGGAAAUCUGGGUGCAAGUACAUGGUCUCCCUUUUGGCUACACCAGCAGAAACAUUCUUGAGGCAGUGGGGAAUUUUGUUGGUCUUUUUAUUAAGUUUGAUGAGCGCAACUUUGAGGGGCACCCCUUUACAUGGGAAUGGAAAAAGUAUUCGCCAGAGUGGGUGGAGGAACGGCUUGACAGGGCUGUCGCAUCAAAUGACUGGUUGGAUAUUUUUCCCAACUGUGUGGUCCACAACAUUGCCACACUUAGACAUGGGAGCAUGUCGUUCCUCAAACGCCUCAAUUAUUGUGGGAAGGAGCUUCAAAGCUGGGACAGGGACCACUUUAACCGGUUUGGCGGUAAGAUCCGUCAACUAAGGAAGCAGUUGGAAUCCAUGCGGGGGCAGCGUGGGGGCAGUGUAGUGCGGGACAGAGAGGCAAUUGACCAUGAGAUCAGGAAAACUUUGGAGAUUGAGGACUCUUAUUGGAGGCAGCGGGCAAAACAGUUUUGGAUUAAGGAAGGUGACAGGAAUACUAAGUACUUUCAUAACUUUGCUUCUCAUCGGAAGAGGAAAAACAGACUUGUGAGGUUACGAUACGAUAGGGGUGCUUGGCAAGAGAGCGCCCACCUUAACACUCUCGUGUUCGACUUCUACACGAAACUGUUUUCGGACACGGCGGAGGGGAUGAUUGGGGAAGACAUUCUGAGGGAGGUGGACUGUCACCAUAUUAAGGAUUUUGGGAAAUAUCCGGGUCUCCCAUCCUUCAUCGGGAAGAAUAAAUAUGAGAUUUUCUCUUUUAUCCUGGAUAAGAUCCGUCAUCGCAUUGGUGGUUGGCACACGCGGCUUCUUUCAAAGGCGGGCAAAGAGAUACUGUUGAAGACUGUUGCUCAAGCCAUGCCCCAGUACGCCAUGAGUGUGUUCGCUUUACCCAUCAGCACUUGUCAAAGAAUUGAGGGCCUCAUGAACAAGUUUUGGUGGCAAAGUGAUGGUAAAAACUCCUCGGGUAUCCAUUGGCUAUCAUGGAAGCGGAUGACGAAACCCAAAAAAUUUGGAGGCCUCGGCUUCAAAGACAUUCAUGCAUUUAAUUUAGCAAUGCUUGGCAAGCAAGAGGCGCUGUUCUCCAAAACCCAGGGCAGCCCUAUUGCGCUGUUUGUGGCAGGUAACUGGGCAAUAUGGAAGGCUAGAAAUGUAGCUUUAUGGGAGAAGAAGGUAGUCAGGCCGCUUGUCGUGGCGGAGUGGGCAAUAGCGGCGCUACUAACCACUGCGGCAGACCCGCCCCUUGCGUUGUCCUCGCAUCAGGUGGCAGCGUGGGGGGGGGGGGGUUUCAAAUGUAUGGUGGAUGCCGCUCUUCACGUGCGCUCACAUUCGGUUGGCGUGGCAGCGGUCUUGUUGAGGGAGGAUGGGUCCUUUGGGGGUGCCUUUAGUAGAAUUGUUCGUUGUCCUUUUGAGGCUAGAGUAGGGGAGGCUUUCCCAAUCAAGGAAGCAUUGUCUUGGCUUAAGGAGAGGGGAGUCACAGAGGUUGCUUUAUUUUCAGAUUGUUUGCUGCUCAUUCAGGCCUUAAACAGGAGGCAAGUUGAUGACCGGUCGUAUUUGGGAAUUAUUGAGAGCGAGUGUAGGCUCUUGGCCUCUUCUGUUUCACAGGUUGAGAGGAUCUAUGGGGAGGCAACAUCUAGGAUAUCAUAUGAGAUGCAUGCAACAGCUCCCAGAGUUGCGCAUGCAUCCAUUAGGGCCGCUGUUUCUAACAACAGCCCUAGAAGGAGAGAAAAUCAUCCUCACCAAUACCACGGCAUAAGUCGUCAUCGAAAUGGGACAUGGGUUGCCCAAAUUAAGUAUCAGGGUGCACUCAUUUCGCUGGGGACAUACUCUACCCCUCAUAUGGCGGCUGCCGCGUAUGACGCGGUGGCUUAUGCCUUGCGAGGCAGUCUUGAGGAACUCAACUUUCCUGCUUUUGCCGAACACUACCCUUACCCCACAUCCUCUGCUAAGGCGGACCUGAAACGGGUUGCUGCUCUAGCGGCUGCCAUGAUGGACCCACACGGUGUUGUGAGUACAACGAGCUGAGAUUAAAGAAUAAAUAACAUUGUGUUUGGUUCAUGGAUUUUGGGCAGGGCUGGUAAAAGGAGAGGGAGAAGGAGGGCAUUUCAGACAAAUUACACCCAUAUUCAACACCCACUAAAAAUGAGGAAAAGUCAAAAAUCCUGUUCUCUUCUUCCGCACGCACGAACACGUUUCAUCUUCUCCAUCUUCAUCACCUUCAAUCCUUCACUCCAUCUUCAAGUUUCAUAAAUAUCAAAUAGUAUUGUUCUUUAUAAUGUAUUGUUAACUAUUGUAAAACAUAGUAAUAUCAUCAUGGGUGAUCAACAACAAAGUACCAAAAAAGGAGGUUUUGAGCAAUUGACAACCAAAGAGAGUGAUGCACUAUUAGAGUUCAUGCUAGAUGUUGCCGCUCGAGGAUCGCAUGAUAAUAGUGACAUUUUUUCUAAGCAAACUGUGGAACAAAGGAUACUUCCUGUUCUUAAUAAAAAAAACUUGGGUGUCAGAAGAACUACCUCAAUUACCAAAGCCGAUUGAAGAAACAUGGGAUGAUUAGUUUAAGGCUUAUCCAAAGGAUAGCAUUGAAUUACGUUAUGGAACAUUUCGGGAUUAUGAGGACUUGAAAAUUGCAAUUGGAAAUGGUGUAGUUGUUGAGAAAAACUCAAUGGUGUAGUUGUUGGGAAAUUCCACCUAUUCACUCCAUAUCACCACUUCAAUUUGAAAUUCCACCUAUAUACAAGACGUGUUCUUGAAGAUGUCACAUGAAGAGCGGCUUAAUUGGAUAGGUCACAAAAUGAGAAGAUAAAAUGAUAAGAUGAAUGAAAGAGUUAUGUGACUUUAUUUUGAAUGUUUUAUCUUUUAUGUAGUGACUUUAUUUUGAUUGUGAGUUUAGAAUACUAUUGGUUU